Messenger RNA from Myiozetetes cayanensis, 1320 nucleotides. It is a transcript of the gene ADPRH, whose product is annotated as ADP-ribosylarginine hydrolase. The coding region runs from base 36 to 1238 and encodes 400 amino acids. Gene Ontology annotation, biological process: protein de-ADP-ribosylation. Gene Ontology annotation, molecular function: magnesium ion binding; ADP-ribosylarginine-[protein] hydrolase activity. Lineage: Eukaryota; Metazoa; Chordata; Aves; Passeriformes; Tyrannidae. The record is from RefSeq and is a predicted model, not a curated record. The transcript has 4 exons.
GGCCGCGCGGGGCCGCCGAGGCCGCGCCGUGCCCGAUGUCUCCGGGCCGGCCGUGGCUGCCGGGCCGGCACAGCCCCCGGCGGUACGUGCUGGCCGCGCUGGCGGUGCUCGCUGGGCUGGGGGCGGUGGCAGGGCUCGCUGUAGUUUUCUACUUUGAAUCAGUCCGGGGUCAAAAAACGUGUCCGAAGAAGCUGGAAAACUAUGUGGCAUCGAUGGUGCUGAGCGGAGUUGCUGACACGCUGGGCUAUUACAAUGGGAAGUGGGAGUUCGAGCAGAGUGGCCCAGCCAUCCACAGGGAGCUGGCAGAGAUGGGGGGACUCGGCAACGUGAGCAUCGACGGUUGGAGAGUCAGCGAUGACACAGUGAUGCACUUGGCCACGGCCGAAGCCCUCGUAGCUGCCGGAAGAAAGCCCACGUUACGGCGUCUCUACUCUCUGCUUGCAAAGAACUACAAGGAGUGCAUGAAUGACAUGGAGGGCAGAGCUCCAGGUGUCACGUCUAUGGAAAGCACAAUGAAGCUGCACCCGGAGCAGCCAAACGGCUGGAGGAUCCCGUUCAACCUGCGGGCGGGAGGCUGCGGGGGUGCCAUGCGUGCCAUGUGCAUCGGGCUGCGCUUCUACCGCCCCGAGCAGCUGGACACCCUGCUGCAAGUCAGCAUCGAGAGCGGCCGCAUGACCCACCACCACCCCACGGGCUACCUGGGGGCCCUGGCCUCGGCUCUCUUCACGGCCUACGCAGUGAACAGCGUGCCCCUCCAGGCCUGGGGCAAGGGGCUGCUGGACGUGCUGCCGCAGGCAAAAGCCUACGUGCAGGAGAGCGGCUUCUUCGUGAAGGAGAACAUGGAGCACUGGUACUACUUUGAAGACCAAUGGAAAAGAUACCUGGUGGAGAGGGGCAUAUCAGACGGGGUCUCGAUGCCCACCUUCCCCAUCAAGUACGGCGUGGAAGAGAGGGACGACUUCUACUCGUCCCUGAGCUACGACGGCUGGGCGGGCAGCAGCGGGCACGACGCCCCCAUGAUCGCUUACGACGCGCUGCUGGGCGCGGGGGACUCCUGGACUGAGCUGGCUCACCGCGCCUUCUUCCACGGGGGUGACAGCGACUCCACUGCUGUCAUCGCGGCUGGAUGGUGGGGGGUCAUACACGGCUUCGAGGGGGUUCCCCUCCCCCUCUACGCCCACCUGGAGUACAAGGACCGCCUAGAGAAGGUAGCCGAGGGCUUGUACCAGCUCGUCUAGGCAGGGGGGGGCACGGGCACACUUACCCCCUGCCACCCUGGCUCGCUCUGCAGACCCACUGGAUUAAAGCUUGUGAGCCUUU